This is a messenger RNA of Leptinotarsa decemlineata (Colorado potato beetle), 1396 nucleotides long. RefSeq lists its product as uncharacterized. Gene Ontology annotation, cellular component: nucleus. The record is from RefSeq and is a predicted model, not a curated record. Gene Ontology annotation, molecular function: NAD+ poly-ADP-ribosyltransferase activity. Lineage: Eukaryota; Metazoa; Arthropoda; Insecta; Coleoptera; Chrysomelidae.
UUAUGGUUCGACCUUCACGUAGUGAAGUGUUUCUCCUCAUAGCCGGGAAUUCACAUGUGUUGUUUGUAAUCAUAUCGUUAAAUCAUCCGUAUGCGGCUAUCUAGGUAACAUGGGAAAUUGUUUUAAGCCUGCUAAUAAUAGUGAAAAUAAUGGCAAAGGAACUAACAGACGUGCAAAAAACACAGUGGAAAAUAGGCAAGAAACAGUACAUUAUGGCGUUGUUCACUUAGACGUAACUGCAACAAGGGAACUAUCGGGAAGUGAUGACCGAAAGUCCAAAUCAAUACCUGCCAAUGUUCAAACAAGUAGUGUACAAAGAGAAUGGCAGCUGAAUCGAUAUAAUUCUGCUGAUUACAAAACGCAAAAAGAAAUUGCUGAUAAAAAUAAACUAAACGAAUCUAUUGAAAAACAAAAAGCUAUUCAAAUCCAAAAACAGCAUUUCAAUCAGCAGAACAAGCAAAAAGAAAUUGCUGAUGCAAAAAAAUGGAAAGAAAUCGUUGGAGAUCAAAAUGCCCUGGGAAUCAAAAAACAGAAUUUUAAUCAGCCGAUUCGGCAAUUCAGAGGGAAUUUAUGUCAUCAAUUGAACAAUUUGACUUUGAAGCCGCCUGAAAAAAUAAUAAAGAAUCCAGAAAUGAUAGAUAAUUUGUUAUUUAUUACCAACAAAUCAUCAUAUUAUUCUCAUGUGACAUACCAGCUGGAAAAUUUGGAUCAGUUCUCUUCAGACUACCAGAGAGUCGAGAGACUGUUUAGAGCUACCAAUAAGCGAUGCUUUACAGUUCAAAAAAUUGAAACAAUUAACAAUCCAUAUUUAUUGCUGCAGUACAGUCUGAAAAAAUUACAGUAUUUGGCAAAAUAUGGCCGGAAUGUAGAACAUGAACUCUUUCACGGUACUAGAAAAUCCAACAUCGAAAGUAUUUGCAACAAUAAUUUCAACUGGAGAUUGAGAGGUACUGCAAAAGGACAUAAAUUUGGGCAAGGUAUUUCUCUCACCCCCAUAUCAAACUAUGCAACACACUAUGGAGACGAUGGAUAUAACAAGGUGAUGUUCCUUGUGAAAGUGCUUAUAGGGAACAAAUGUCUAGGAGCCCAACAUAUGAAUAUACCUCCGAAGCAUUACGACACAACAACAAACGAAAAAGAACAUGUUAUUGUCAAGUACGAAGAUAAUGAAUUUUAUCCUGCUUACUUGAUAUAUUACGGGGGUGUUGAUAUGAAUAAGAAUAAUCAAAGAGGUGGCAGACGUGGAUAUAACAGAAGGUAUUGAAAGUACUUUUCUGAGAUUUUAAAGUUACUUCAAAACAUAAUGUUACAAAUAUUACUAUGAAUAAAGCAAUAUUUUUUGACGUUUUUAUGGUAGGAUAAAAAUAUAAGAACAAUAAAGAUUUUUUCACUAACA